CAGUCCCGGGGUCCUUUAGUCACAUGUGACGUCAUCCAGCUUCCUCCGGUCCUUGGUUGGGAAAACGUGGAGGACUUCACUUGAUGACAUUGCAGAGAUUUGUCAAGCUGACAAGUUGACCACAAUGGAGUACAUUGAAGCCCCUGCGACCAGCAGCCAGGGGAAUAUCCUGUGUUGUACCUGUGGUGUCCCCAUUCCCCCUAAUCCAGCCAACAUGUGUGUAGCCUGCCUGCGUACUCAGGUCGACAUCUCAGAGGGAAUCCCCAAGCAAGUCACAGUGCAUUUCUGCAAGCAGUGUGAACGGUACUUGCAGCCACCCGCCACCUGGAUACAAUGUGCUCUCGAGUCAAGAGAACUAUUGGCCCUUUGCCUGAAAAAACUCAAGAGCUCUAUGACUAAAGUGCGUCUAAUUGAUGCUGGUUUCCUGUGGACAGAGCCACACUCCAAAAGGAUCAAGAUGAAGCUGACCAUCCAGAAAGAGGUGAUGAAUGGCGCGAUCCUGCAGCAGGUGUUUGUAGUGGAGUUUGUCAUCCACCCCCAGAUGUGUGACGACUGCCACCGUGUGGAAGCCAAAGACUUUUGGAAGGCAGUGGUUCAAGUUAGGCAAAAGACUGUUCAUAAAAAGACCUUCUACUAUUUAGAACAAUUGAUCCUAAAGCAUAAACUCCAUCAGAAUGCCCUUAACAUCAAAGAAAUUCAUGAUGGGAUUGAUUUUUACUAUGGCUCCAAGCAGCAUGCACAGAAGAUGGUUGACUUCUUGCAGUGCACUGUGCCCUGCAGGUCUAAAACAUCUCAGCGCCUCAUCUCUCAUGACAUCCACUCGAACACUUACAACUACAAGAGCACCUUCUCUGUAGAAAUUGUUCCUGUGUGCAAGGACAACGUAGUGUGUCUGCCACCUCGGUUGGCGCAGAGCCUGGGGAACAUGAAUCAAAUCUGUGUGUGCAUCCGUGUCACCAGCACCAUCCAUCUCAUUGAUCCUCGAACCCUGCAGAUUGCUGAGGUGGAUGGGAGCACAUACUGGCGCAAUCCCUUCAACAACCUCUGUAAUCCAAAGCAACUUGAGGAGUUCAUCGUGAUGGACAUCGACAUCAUCAGAGACCAGAAGCUGGGAGCUGGAGCUGGUAUGAGGUCCAACAAGCACACCUUGGCUGAGGUGUGGGUCCAGAAAACAUCAGAGAUGAAUACAACUCAGCAGUAUCACUGUCGCACUUUCCUGGGCCACCUGCUCAAUAUUGGAGACCUUGUACUGGGGUACGACUUUGCCAAUUCCAAUAUCAACGAUGAGUACCUGAACAAAAUGAACCCUCACCAUGUUCCUGAUGUGGUGCUGAUCAAAAAGAGCUACGACCGCAGCAGGAGAGUGAGACGCCGAAACUGGAAACUGCAGGAGAUGGCCAGAGACCGUGAAGGGAUGGACACUGAUGAUGAGAGACAAUACCAGGACUUCCUGGAGGACCUAGAGGAAGAUGAGGCUUUGAGGAAGAAUGUCAAUAUCUUCAGAGAUGCCUCAAAGAUCCCAGUGGAGAGUGACACUGACGAUGAUGGAGCACCAUGUAUCUCUCUGAUGGAGAUGCUGGAAGAACUCAGCUUGUCAGAUGCCACGGGUGGAGAGGGCGCUGACAUGAUGACAGACUAGCCAGUUGUGCCACUGCCUUCAUGGCACCACUGAUUUGUUAAAUACAAGUCUGGUGGUGAUACAGUGAUACUUUACAUGUCUGAUUUUUGAACUGGCACCAGACUGAGGACUGACUGAACCUCUGACAGAUAAUGUUUGAUGCCGAUGAAAUCCAGAUUUUCUGACUUUGAUGACUCGUAACAGUUAAACCCAAUAAAGCAAGAAUAGAAAAAAAUUCAACUGUUUCAUCUUAUCAUGUACCUCGGCUACCUAAUAGCAGCAGACUGUCCUACUUUGUACCUUCAAGUUGCCAUUUCAGUAGCACUCAUCUCUAUGUAAAAUUUCUGAUUGAUAUAGAAAUGGAGUGCAUGUUAACUUUAUCUAAAUAAAUGUUUGAAAAAU
Molecule: messenger RNA, 2020 nt
Organism: Melanotaenia boesemani (Boeseman's rainbowfish)
Lineage: Eukaryota; Metazoa; Chordata; Actinopteri; Atheriniformes; Melanotaeniidae
Gene: nmd3
Product: NMD3 ribosome export adaptor
Exons: 16
Coding region: 125-1639 (504 amino acids)
Biological process (GO): ribosomal large subunit export from nucleus
Cellular component (GO): nucleus; cytoplasm
Molecular function (GO): ribosomal large subunit binding
Source: RefSeq, a predicted model, not a curated record